Didymodactylos carnosus is the source of this 1284-nucleotide messenger RNA. Lineage: Eukaryota; Metazoa; Rotifera; Eurotatoria; Philodinida; Philodinidae. The record is from the annotation of a GenBank genome assembly.
AUGCAGGUAGCUACACUCAGUUAUAAAUAUGAUCCAAUUCGAGAUAAUAUUGAAUCAAAGAAAAAACGUCAUAUUAGUCGUUAUACACAAUCAGUACAUCCAAAUGAACAAAGACAUUCAACAAAAUCAAAUAAUACAUUGCCACCUAUAAGAAAAAAUGGUGAAACACAAUCAAAAAAACGUCAAGAACAAAUAUCACAAAAUCGUAUACGUGUACAAGGCAACAGUGUUAUAUCACAUCUUACAGAUAAAUCAUUAUCAUCACUUACUAAUAAUCAAAAACCACCAAGUCGUUCGCGAAGUUGUGCAUCUGAUUAUAGUGGCUCUUUAGGCAGAAGUAGAUCAACGUCUCCAACAGGAAAUCGAUGUGGAAGUAGAGGUCUAACACGAUCAAAUUUAAAAUUAAUGCAUAAAUUGAAAUUUGGCUAUCCUAUUACAAUUCGUCCAUCUAAUUUUUAUACAAAUGACAAAAGUGCUGCUGAAUUAUUUGAAAGAGAAGACUCAUUUGUAAAUGAUUCUAUUCGAACAGCGCAUCAGAAUCGUCAAGAAUCAAUAAUUCAAAAAUAUGAACCAUUAGAUGAUCCACAUUUGCGAAAAUUUUUUCAAAAUCCAAUGGUUUUAGAUGUGGUACGUAAAACUCUUAGUAGAGAAUAUAGUCCACCAAAAGAUGUAAAUCGACGAAAACUAAAAAAGAAAAAAGAAAUACAGCACAAUACAUCUAUGAAAGAUGAAACAAUAGCUGACGAUUAUCUUCGUAUUAAUACUAAAGGUUCAUCAGGUUAUGCAAAAUUAAAUGGUUACGAUUGUGUUCCUAAUUAUUCAACGGCAAGACGACGAAAUUCGAGUAAAUUAGAUAGUAGUUUUAAUCAUGAUAGACAAAAAUUGAUUGAAAAUAGUUUUAAUUAUGAAAUGGAAAAUACAAAACACCAAAAUCGUCACCAAAAAGAUCAUUCAAGUAAGACUAUAAAUGGAAAAUAUCAAUCUGUUGAUACAUCAUUAACCAGUUUUCCAACAACAACAAGUUCUAUUAUUAAUCCCACUAAUAAUAUAAAUAUGAACGAAUCAAAAUCAGAAAAAAGAAAAAGAACAAGUGGUGAUAAAGAAAAAUUACAUCCAAUUGCAACAUCGUCACCAUUACGUCAAUUACCAAAAAUAGCAUCAUUAUCAGUUAAACAGAAUCAAAAUGAUACUGAUGAAAAUGAAAAUGAGGAAAUAAAUCCAGUGAGAACAACAAUAUCAACGCAUGAAAUAGAACAAACAGAAGAUCAAAAGCAAGAUAUUUGA